Molecule: messenger RNA, 4552 nt
Organism: Lates calcarifer (barramundi perch)
Lineage: Eukaryota; Metazoa; Chordata; Actinopteri; Centropomidae
Product: sorting nexin-16
Exons: 8
Coding region: 179-1111 (310 amino acids)
Biological process (GO): endosome to lysosome transport; protein targeting to lysosome; early endosome to late endosome transport
Cellular component (GO): early endosome; late endosome; extrinsic component of endosome membrane
Molecular function (GO): phosphatidylinositol binding
Source: RefSeq, a predicted model, not a curated record
GGGUGUCACCAAAACACCCACCAUGUUAUUGCUGCUGCUGACGUGGAUCUCACACAGCGUGCCUUGUUAUGUUUUUGAUGAUCCAGCAAGACUAUCAACAAGAUUUCACUGCAUAUCUCAGGAGCACAAAGGAACCUCAGCUCAUACAGACAGGGAUAAUUACUGGUGAUCACUGCAGAUGGCUGCCUCCUUUGUUCCAGUCCCAUUCCCCUUGGAUUGGACAGGGUCGUACAGGUCCUGGAUUAAGAAGAUAUCCCCCAUUAAUACAAAUUCUUCAUCCAACAACUGUGGUCCUUCAUCUCCAGAAAGUAUUCCCCAGGUGAGAGGACAUGGACCCUGGGGUGCUGCAAGUGGGGCUCUUACCCCAGAUGACUCCUGGAGGAGACUCAGAGGAGGUUUGUUACUUGGGUCAUCCACACAGCUGGAUGGCGAUAGGACCCUCGAAAGCUGGGUGGAGAGACCCAUCACCCCAACACUGCUGGGCUACGAGGUCCUGGAGGAGAGGGCAAAGUUCACAGUUUAUAAGAUCCUGGUGACAGGGAGUCAAGGAGACAGCUGGGUGAUCUUCAGAAGAUACACAGACUUCUGCAGGCUGAGCGACAAGCUAAAAGAGCUGUUCCCCAGCUGUUGUCCAGCCUUGCCUCCUAAGCGCUGGUUCAAAGACAACUACAAUGAGGAGUUCCUAGAGGAGAGGCAGAUCGGACUGCAGACGUUUCUGCAGAACAUGAUGUUACACAAAGACAUCAUCAACAGUGAAGUUGUCAGACACUUUCUGUGUUUGGUUGACCCGCCGAGUCCAUUUGACAGUCUGGAGGAGAGUAGGGCUUUUUGUGAGACACUGGAGGAGACUAACCAUCGUCUUCAAACCGAACUUCUGGAAAAACAGAGAGAAGCUGACACUUUGAGGAAGACUCUGGAGAAGAGGGAGAACCACAUCAGCCUGCUGGUGAAGAGAGUGAAAUCCCUGUCAUUUUCUUCUGAGAGCCUUGAGAGUCAAUGUGAGAAAAUGGCAGCAAUAGUCACAGACGCUGACACACAGAGGAAGACAGGCACAGAAAUGGAUAUAUGCAAAAACACACUGAGGUGGAUGAUGGCAGGGGAUACUCAAUAACUGAGUCCCAGAAACAGAAACAAGACAAAGUGGUUUCACUCAGGACUCAUGAUGGAGAACCUUCUGGAUCCAUAAAGAAGUAAGGGGACAUAAAGCACAAACCAUCACUCAUCAGCAACAUGUGUGAGAGAUUCAUCUCUGUCAGCUCGGGUGUUACUUUCGAGCAGCAGUUUUAAUUCAUCAUCCAGAACGUAACUUGUGGCUGCCAAAGUUUGCAAAGCCCCCACAUCCUAUAAGGUUUCACCAUUAAUGGUGAUAAAAGCAUCUGUCGUCCUGAUGAACACCAUUCUGGAGGUGAUGUUGUUAAACUGGGUUUGCGUGAUCAGAUUAAACCAGUGAGAGGCCCUAAGGCAAAAAUGAGCUGUGGGGCCCUGUUGGCCCACUAGUUCCUCCCAUUUUGCCUUAGACAUGCUUUUGCUUUUGAUUAUCCAUCAUGCAGGGUGCACACAGCAGACAACAAAUAGGAGAGUCAUUAUAUUUUUCCUUGCGCCUCAUGAAAACAAGCAUUGCAAUUCUGGAAUAAUAUCCUGCACCUGUUCUAUCCUGCUGUGUUGAAGUUACUUUGUAGUAAUUUAAUUAAACAUAACUUUGUUUAAGAAAAUGUUGCAUGUAAGCAUGGAAUAUGAUGAAAUAAUACAGACACUGAAAUUAGAUUUCGACACAGAGCAAUACAGUUAGGGUUAGGGUUAGACUGUUUCCACUUACUACACUCCAUUCCACCACUCAGAGAGGGCACUGUUUAUGAUGAUGAGCCAAAAAGUCUAAAUAUUUUUAUAUGUUUACAUAUUCCAGAAACUCAUGUCCACCCAGGACUUUACAGAUGCAACAGUUUCACUCCAAAGCUUAAAGUCCAUAUCUCAGUGAAUCAGGUUUACUGCUUGUUAAAGAGGUGUUUGUAUGGAGACUGGUGCAGGAGGAGAUAGAAAGAGACAUCUAUUUGGAUUCAGGCCAGCAGAGCCACACCAGGCAACCUUACUAAACACACUGAGGAUUUAUAGUGAGGAUAUACUGGGUCUACGUUAGUACUUUGUGCGUUUCCAAUAUUUCACCAUUACUCUUAUCUUCCCAUGGUUUAGUUUUCCAGCAAUAUUUUCUCUAAUUCUGUGUAUCUUUCUGGCUUCUGUCAUUAGAUUAUUUUUUUAGCAUUUGUCUUUGCACUGAAACAUUGUUCAUUACUGGGAGUACAGUGUUUUCUUCUCAAAUAAUAAAAACAAAAUUCAACAGCAAAAGCAAUUUUAGAAUUUAAGUUUGUCAGCACACAGAACAUUAACCAAUCCAAACUGUCUGCCAGCAUCUGCAAAAAACUGAAUUAUUUUCAAAGCAAAUGUCAAGUAGUGUAAAAUAGAUAUUUCUGACAUGUCUGGCUCCACACUUUUGUAAAAGAGGAGAGUAGGGAUAUUGUCUUUGGAUAAUUAAUCUCAUAAUGUUAGUCGGUUUCUCACAGAAUUCUCUGAUCUUCUCCCUGUUAUUCCUCAAAAAAUUGCUUGUGGGAUGCGUGUCAGGUGUGUAGUUGUUAAAUGUGUGCAAUUUCACAGUCAGAUAAAUUCUGGUUACAUAAGUGCACAUGGAAGGAUGAGGUACCAGCUAUACACAUCUAUUAGUCAGACUCAUAUCAGAAUAUAAAAGAUUAACUGGAUGCAUGUUCUUACACUUUGUACGAGACUGUGCAGGUUUUGGUAAUACAGACCAUCUGUAGAGAAAACAUUAGUUUUGUUUUUUCAAGCCUUUGGGGAAGUGAUUAGGCCCAGUUUCCAUAUUUUAUUUUAUCACCAAUAGUACCUCAUAUUAAAUAAGUAAAAGGUUUAUCAGGUUCGUUUGACCUCUUCUGAGAAUUGAAGCAUGUUAGAAAUAGAAAAGAAAGAAAAUAGUUAGAAUAGAGUCUCUGGAUUGACAAAUGCUACACAGAGCUGUAUUCUUCAUAAAAUCUUCUGAAAACUCUCAUAAUGAACAGGAUCCACUUUAAUAAUGUCCAUUAGAAUUCAGUAUGCAGGUAAUACUGAGGCUCUGUCUAUCUAGGACUGUGUUAUGUAUAGGCCAGGUCAACAGUCACUCUGUUGUUUUCUCCAUACACUGCAUAUGUCUCUCUUCUGUUUUUUUUCUAAUGCUGCUUUAUUAGCAAUCAGUUGGAAUACGUAGAGUUAGUAUAUACUGGAGUCACACUAACUCCAGCAGAGUAGGUAUGUCUCCAAAUGUCUACCGUAAGAAGAUCUUACAUCAAAUGGAAAAAAUGAUUUUUGCAUUAAAGUGAGUUAUUGUAUCUUCACCUUUUUCAAAGACCUAUGUGAAAUCACCAGCUGUGACAGACUCACCAGGGAAGAAGUCAAAUAUUGGAUCAUUAUUGUUCAGACUGUAAACAUAAAUCUUUUUUUUUUUUUUUCAUUUUUGAUAGAGGGAAUCUUAAACUAUCGUAGACCUUUAAUUCAGGUCUUCAAACACACAAAACAUCUCUAGUCAGAGGGUGUUUCCUUCCAAGUAUUUGCCCAUCACCUGUUUCACAUUUUUGAGUUCGUUUACAGUACAGCUUACAUAUGGUUUAACAUGAACCUGAAUCUGAUCUCCCUUUUCAUCAACAUUAGAAAAAUACGAGGAGCAAAUUUACAAGGAAAAUAUGGCACAGGCCCAAGAAAAGCCCCAGGGGUUCAUGUUCAUUCAUCCAUGCUGUGGCUGUAAUGGAUUCUAUAUGAAGAGCUGUUAACUCACUGCCUAUUACAAGCCACUAAAUGAACCAUGUAGCCAGGAUGCUGUAGGCUGUUGGUGAGUUUUGAUUACAAAGAAACUCACCGCUCACUCUAGCCUGAUGAAAACAGAUAUUUUAUCUCAUUUUGCAGCAACACAAAAUGGCUACUCAGUCUGAUAGACAUGUCACAGUAGGAAAGGCACAUGUGUUACACUGUGAAUAACACUGACAAUGAGGCAGCUAAAUGGAAUUUGGCCAUCAUUACUUUUAUUAUUUACACCUGUGUUUUGACAAGAAAUGGCCUCUGUGAAAAAGGGCCUGUCAGACUGAACUGUCAUAAUGUAAUGCUGGAAAAGAGAGAGAUGGGCAUCAGAUCAUUCAGAGGUCUGGAACCAGGUAAUACUGCAUCUGCUUUAAAUUCCCAAUACCUGCAUGGUCAACCCAAAACAGAUAUAUUCGUUUGUUUGGCCUGAUUAGUCCAAGUGUAAGGACUGUGUGGUCGUGCACAGACUGUGCUUGGGCCUCUGCCAGGGGGGCUUGGUCACCCACCCUGAGUGUGGUUCUGUUCGAGGUUUCUGCCCCUUAAAAUGAAGUUUGUUCUUGCUACUGUCGCCUAGUUCUACUCACGGUGGUUAUUGUUGGGUCUCUCUCUGUAAAUAUAGUAAUAUAAAGAGUACAGUUUAAACCUGCUCUACAUGAAAAGCGCCUUGAGAUAACUUCUGUUGUGAUUCGAUGCUAUAUAAAUAAAACUGAAUUGAACACAA